This is a messenger RNA of Falco peregrinus (peregrine falcon), 3055 nucleotides long. Its product is annotated as keratin, type I cytoskeletal 13. Gene Ontology annotation, molecular function: structural molecule activity. The transcript has 8 exons. NCBI's taxonomy places the organism in Eukaryota, Metazoa, Chordata, Aves, Falconiformes, Falconidae. Gene Ontology annotation, cellular component: keratin filament. Bases 346 to 2292 code for a protein of 648 amino acids. The record is from RefSeq and is a predicted model, not a curated record.
UUCAGAUGACUGUAAGUCAGUGGACUAGAUCGCAGAAAAGAUCUACCUAAUUCAGAGCCACCCAACAGAAAUUACAUGUUUUGUAUCAAUAAACAAAUGGUCAUGAACACUUUGAGUAUGGGUUAAGCUUCCUGACACUGUCAAACAUCUCUCUUUGGCAAAUUACCCUUGGCAGAAAAACUAUGGCUUGCAAAUGCACAUGGAAAGAAGUUACUCCCUUUGACGGUGCCACCCACUAUCUCAGGUAUAAAUGCAGACCAGGCAGGGUGGAAUUCGGAGCUAUGAUUCCAGAACAACUGUGAGACCAGCUUUGACUUUUAACCUGAGUCAUUUGCUACUGCCAUUAUGAGCUGUGGCUCCAAGCAGACCUCGAAAAGCUGCCUGCGAGGGAGCAGUGGUGGCAGUGGUGGCAGUGGUGGUGGUGGAGGAGGCAGUAAGUAUUCCUCUGCCUCCUCGAGCAGAAUCACUUCUAGGACAAGCGGUGGUGGCAGGAUUUCUGGCAGCAGUUGUGGUGGAGGAAGUUCCAGGAGCAGCUGGGGAGGCGGUGGCAGUUAUGGGAAGAUCAGGCGCAGUAGUUAUGGAGGAGGAAUGAGCAGCGGUAGCUGUGGAGGAGGAAUGAGUGGUGGUUAUUAUAGAGGGGGAAUGAGCGGUGGUGGCUAUGGAGGGGGACUGGGCUGUGGCAGCAUGGGAGUAGGCUUUGGAUCUGGUGGGGGUGGGUUUGGUGGAGGUUAUGGAGGAAGCUUUGGUGGAGGAGGUGCUGGUUUCAGCGGUGGCAGCUUUGGCAGUGGUGGCUUUCAUGGAGGGAAUGUGGGAAUUCUCUCCAACGAUGAAAAGCUGACCAUGCAGAGCCUUAAUGAACGACUGGCUUCUUACCUGGAUGUGGUCAGAAAUUUGGAAAUGGAAAAUGCUCAGCUUGAACAGUUAAUCAGGGAGUGGUACCAGAAGCAAGGUCCCACUGGUACAAAGGACUACAGCCACUACUAUGGAAAAAUUGAAGACCUUCAAAAUCAGCUGGUGACUGCAGCUGUGGAAACCAACAAGGUACUUUUGGACCUGGAUAACACAAGGAUGACUGCAGAAGACUUCAGGAUAAAGUACGAGACAGAGUACGGUCUCCGGCAGAACGUGGAGGCCGACAUUAAUAGCUUGCGACCCUUAUUGGAUAACCUGACUCUGAACAGGUCUGACCUGGAAAUGCAAUUUGAGUCUCUAAAGGAGGAGAUGAUUGACCUCAAGAAGAACCAUGAGGAGGAAAUGAAAUCACUGCAAACACAGUCCAGUGGUGAUGUGAAUGUGGAGGUGAAUGCUGCUCCUGGAGAGGAUCUGCUGAAAAAACUGAAUGAUAUGAGACAAGAAUAUGAACAUAUUAUUCAGAAAAACCGUGAAGAGGUUGAAAGGUGGUAUGAAAGCAAGAUUGAGGAAGUGAGUCAACAAGUCCAGUCAAGUGGCCAGGAAGUGGAAUCAAGCAACCAACAGAUCUCUGCACUGAGACGUGACUAUCAGAGCCUGGAGAUUGAACUGCAGUCACAAAUCAGCAUGCUACAGUCUUUGCAAUCCAACGUGGAAGACACAGAACGUCGUUACAACAUGCAGCUGCAGCAGAUCCAGGGUAUGAUCGGCCCCUUGGAGGAGGAGCUGGCCAGCAUCCGCUGCGAGAUGGAGAGUCAGAACCAGGAGUACAAGAUGCUCCUGGGCAUCAAGACCCGCCUGGAACAGGAGAUUGCUCAGUACCGGGCACUGCUUGAGGAAGGGCAGCAUGAUAUUAGCUUCUCACAGGGAGGAGGUAGCGGUGGAUCUUCGGGAGGAGGAGGUCAUGGAGGAACUAGCUGGUGUUCUGGAAGAGGAAGUAGUGGAGGAGGAAGUAGCUGGUCCUCAGGUGGAGGAAGCAGUGGAGGAAAAACUGGAGGAUCCUACGGAAGAACUUCCUCUUCUGGAGGUGGAGGAGGCGAGAGUGGAGGAAAAAUAGGAGGUGGAGCCUGUGGUAAAACUUCAGGUGGAGGAGGUGGCAGUGGUGGCGGAGGAGGAGGGGGCAAAUCCUGCCUCUCCCGCUCUUCAUCUUCCCAGUCUGGCAAGUCUUGUGAAAGCCCAGGAGGUGCUGAAAACAUGAAGCUCUGCCUGGAGGGGAAUAAAACAUUGGAGAGAGGAGCAACAAUGGAAGAAGUGUCUGAGGCCAUAAAAACGAUGAGAUUGGGUAAGUCUCCAGGUCCUGACAGCAUCUCAGACAAAUGCCUGAAAAUGUUGAAAAUGAACAGGAAGUUAUACUUUUUUAGAAAGGUUCUCACCCACUUGUGAUCUUUUUUUUAAAAAAAAGAUGGAAAAUGAUCCUGCUUUGGGGCUUCCACUUACUCCUUCUAGGUAAAGAUGUAGCCUGUCUCACAAACAUGCUUUUUUCCAUCACAGACUAACAUUUGGUCACGAAAGUAUUGGCUGUAGACUGAAAGGCUUGAAGCCAUCAAUAUAGAAAGUUAAGAAUACUACACAGACUCUCUUGCUGCUGAAAACAAAGGCAGCGAAUUCAGAAGGCUUUUGUGUAAUGAGUAAGAUUUUUUGGUAAGGUUUGGUGUUGAUGAGAUCCUAGUUUCUAAAAAUUAAUAGCCUUUGCCAACUCCUCCAUAAAAAUGUAUUCCUUUGAUAAAACAACCUACCUGACUUGCAACACUCCUACGUAUACUAAUGCUUUGUAGGCAAGAUUGAAAUAUAUUAUGCGCCAUCCACCUUUAACUUAUAAAAAUUUGUUGUAAAUAUCCAUACGCACAUAGAUACGGAUUCUAAGUUUGUCUGUAUUUGAUUUAUACUGCUACAGUGUCUAAAUUUAAAGAGUGUUUUACACUUACACAGUUGAGAAUACAAGCAGGUCCAUGUAUUUAGGAUGAUAAAGCUGCAAACACCCAUGCUUGUACAAAUGUAAAGUCUAACACUGUUCUAAUCUUUCCAGAAUGCUGGGGAAAAGAUCUAGCCCAUGAACCGCAAAAUCUAUAAUUAUGAAAUAAUAAAAAGAUUAAGAAUGCUGAAUGAAAUAACAUUUCUUCAAAUAAAUUCUUGCUUCCCUUCAUCU